Messenger RNA from Mycotypha africana, 801 nucleotides. RefSeq names its product mitochondrial glycoprotein. The record is from RefSeq and is a predicted model, not a curated record. The coding region runs from base 1 to 801 and encodes 266 amino acids. Gene Ontology annotation, cellular component: mitochondrial matrix. The transcript is spliced from 5 exons. Gene Ontology annotation, biological process: cytosolic ribosome assembly. NCBI's taxonomy places the organism in Eukaryota, Fungi, Mucoromycota, Mucoromycetes, Mucorales, Mycotyphaceae.
AUGGCUUCCCAUAUUUUUCGCUCUACUCUCCGCUCAUUAGCUCGUCCUGCUGUGGUGAAGAGCUUUGUUAAGCCUACUGCUGCCGUCAUGGGAGCUGUGCCUCGCGCAUCCACCAUGAUCUCUUUCAACGCCGCUCGCUCAUUCUCUUCUGCAUUACCUAGAUUGAGCACAGGUGCGAUCGAUUCCGAACUUGUACACAAGUUGGAUGCAGAACUUCAAUAUGAAAAGUCCAAUGAAGAGCCAAGUCCUGAAUUCGUAAAAGAGUUCUUAGAAGCCAAUUCGUUUGAGCUCCAUGAUAAACCAGGCAUUGAUGAAGUUACUCUCACCCGUACCUUUGGAAAUGAGAAGAUUCGCGUAUUGUUCUCUAUUUCGGAUAUCAACAAUGCACCCUCUGAUGAAUUCCUCCCUGAGGAUGAUGUUGCUGAAACUGAAGAUGUUGAGGAAUCAGUUUCUUUUCCUGUGCGAGCAUCAGUUACUAUAGAGAAGGAGGGACAAGGUGCUGUCACUAUUGAUACUAUAGCUCAAGAUGGUGAAAUUGCCGUAGAGAAUGUUAUGUUCUACAAGGAUAACAAGUUAGCUAAUGAACAAUCCUCCGAAGCUGACUGGCAACGACGUGGACUUUACAUGGGUCCUCAAUUUGCUGAAUUGGAUGAAGGAUUACAAGGUCUUUUCGAGCGUUAUCUUGAAGAACGCGGUGUAAAUACAGCUUUAGCAAACUUUUUACCUGAUUACAUUGAAUACAAGGAACAAAAGGAGUAUACUAAAUGGCUCGAGAAUAUGAAGGGCUUCGUUAACGCGUAA